Miniopterus natalensis is the source of this 2107-nucleotide messenger RNA. The record is from RefSeq and is a predicted model, not a curated record. NCBI's taxonomy places the organism in Eukaryota, Metazoa, Chordata, Mammalia, Chiroptera, Miniopteridae.
CUCCUCCCCACCCCACUGUCAUGGCCUCGGUCACACUGCCUCCUGUUUUGCAGGUUGAUCGUGAUAACCUGUCCAUUUAUCUCCUUAGACUUGGGGCUCAAGCUGAUGACCUGUGAGUGGGCAGAAUCUGGUCAUAGUGUUUGCUUAGUGUGGGGCUUAAAGAAUUUUGUUUAGUUCCUCUGAUGCUCACAGUUCCCUGCAGGUGUGCCCAACAUUCCUGUUACUAUGCAUCUGACCAGCUUCCCAUGUACAUGCCCGUGUCCUCCAGCUGGCCCUUUCAGUUUGUCAGCCUCUCCUUUACAAGGACAGGGGCUGUAUCUGUCUGUCUGUCUGUCUGUCUUUGACCCCAGGAUCCAUGGCACAGGGCGCUCUGAAGAGCAAGUGUUCAUUUAAGUUAUGUUGAUGAGUAAGCAAAUACACUGAGUGGGACAAAAGUGCAGAACAGUUUAAUGUGCGCAAAAACAGUUAUGAUCGUAGGUGCACAGAAUAUCUCUGAAGGAUUCAUAUAAGCUUGGUAACAGUGAUGCGGUGGAGAAUGGAACUGGGUGGUUGGGCGAUGGGUUGGAAUCAUGAUACCCCUGUUCUUUGGAAUUCAGGUUUUACAAUUAAAAUCUUAAUAAUGAUGACAUUAAUGUAAAAGAUCAAGUCUUGGCAUUUGAGACCUUUCUUGCUGUGGGCUCAUCUCUGUCCUCCCAGCCUUGAGCCGCCUCUAACUCUGAUAUGGUCUCUCCUCUAUUCCUGCAGUGCCUGGUUUGAGAUGGGGUCCCAGGUCUCCAUGGAAGUGAGAGGUGUGCAUGUGGUGAUCGUAGGUGGAGGCUUUGGUGGGAUUGCAGCCGCCAGCCAGUUGCAGGCACUGAAUGUCUCCUUCACGCUGGUGGACAUGAAGGACUCCUUCCACCACAACGUGGCAGCCCUCCGGGCCUCCGUGGAGAGUGGGUUUGCCAAAAAGACAUUCAUUUCCUACUCGAAGAGCUUCAAGGAUAGCUUCCGGCAGGGUCGGGUGGUUGAGAUCGAUCUAAAGCAUCAGAAGGUGCUGCUGGAGCAUGGUGAGGCACUGUCCUUCUCACAUCUUAUCCUGGCCACGGGUAGCACUGGGUUCUUCCCCGGCAAGUUGAACCAGAUUUUCAGCCAGCAGGAUGCCAUUCAGGCCUAUGAGGACAUGGUGAAGCAGGUCCAGCGCUCCCAGUCCAUCGUGGUGGUGGGUGGAGGCUCUGCAGGAGUGGAGAUGGCAGCGGAGAUUAAAACAGAAUACCCCGAGAAGGAGGUCACUCUUAUUCACUCACAAAUGGCCCUGGCUGACAAGGAGCUCCUGCCCUGCGUCCGGCAGGAAGCGAAGGAGAUCCUGCUCCAGAAAGGGGUGCAGCUGCUUCUGAGUGAGCGGGUGAGCAACCUGGCGGAGUUGCCUUUCAACCAGUAUCGAGAGUGCAUCAGUGUACAGACUGACAAAGGCACCGAGGUGGCCACCAACCUGGUGAUUGUCUGCAAUGGUAUCAAGAUCAACAGCUUUGCCUACCACAGUGCAUUUGAUAGUCGACUGGCCAGCAAUGGUGCCCUGAGGGUGAACGAGUACCUCCAGGUGGAGGGCUGCAGCCACAUCUAUGCCAUCGGCGACUGUGCGGAUGUGAAGGAGCCCAAGAUGGCCUAUCACGCCGGCCUCCAUGCCAACAUUGCUGUGGCCAACAUCAUCAACUCUAUGAAACAAAGACCCCUCAAAGCCUAUAAACCAGGUGCACUGACGUUCCUCUUGGCCAUGGGGAGAAAUGACGGUGUGGGCCAGAUCAGUGGCUUCUACGUGGGGCGGUUCAUGGUCCGGCUGGCCAAGAGCCGGGACCUCUUUGUCUCCACAAGCUGGAAAACCAUGCGGCAGUCUCCACCCUGAUGAGGAGACUGGGCGGGAGACGAGGUACCACCAUAGCCUGGUGAAUGGAUUGCUUGACAAGUGGUACCUGCCUGACAAAUGCCAAAGGGCACUCUUUCUGGAGUAAGAUGCCAGUGAUGUACUCACCAGAGACACAACUUACAGAAAAUCAAAAAUGGAGAGGAGAGGAGAGGAGAGAGGGAAAGUGAGAGAGGACAAAGGGAGAGCGAGAGGAGAGGGAGAGUGAGA